GUAUGUGUGGCUGUGUACGUGUGUGUGUGGAUGUGUUUUCUUCAAGGAUGACGAUGAUAAUAGCGAGGGUGUUGUGAAAACGAAAAAUGAAUUACGGAAUAAAAUCUGCGACUGCAGCAGUGUCGUGCGUGUAAAAGUUUCCGUUCUUCUCCUAGCAUUUAAGUGGUGCAGUCGACUUGUUUCAACACAUUACGAACUCUCUGUUUCUCCCACCCAUCGUCCCGUACCUACUACCCUUCGCGACUGCGUCACAUAUUUUCCGUGCGUACGAUCUGUCCAUACCAUCAAUUGCCCCGAUGCUUUGUCUGUAGAAACAGUGUACUUCUUGUGCCGUUGUGAAGCUAUGUGCAAACGUUUUGUGGUUGCGCGUAUGUGUUUUGGAAUAACGAUGACUAAAAUCGCGGAAGUCAUCACGGUACAAAUCGGGCAACAGCAGCGAUCGAUUCCUGUCCGUUGCGCCCCAUCAUGGUACCCUCAUUAGGGAUGCAAUUCUGCGCUUAAUCACCGUCGUCAAUCCGCACCGUGUUUACAGUUUGGUGAAGUUGUGCGCUCAAAGCGGGACAAGGGCAAGUGGCAAAACUAGCGACGGUAGUAGCAACACGACGGUCAAGGAUGGAGAACAGUGUGGGGGAAUCGUCGGAGGUCGUGUACGGCACGCACGAAGACUCCGCAAUGGUGAUGUCAGAAAAGGUGCAAUCACUCGCCGGGAGCAUCUAUCAAGAGUUCGAACGGAUGAUUCAACGGUACGAUGAGGAUGUCGUAAAGACGCUGAUGCCGCUGCUUGUGAACGUGCUCGAAUGUCUUGACUCGGCGUACCAAACCAACCAAGAGCAGGAUGUCGAGCUGGAGCUGCUGCGCGAGGACAACGAGCAGCUGGUAACGCAGUACGAGCGGGAGAAGAAUGCCCGCAAGCAGGCCGAGCAGAAGCUGCUCGAGACGGAAGAUCUGGCCGAGCAGGAGAACAAGGAGCUGGCCAGCCGGCUCGAGUCACUCGAAAGCAUCGUGCGAAUGCUGGAGCUGAAGCACAAGAACAGCAUGGACCACGCGAGCCGGCUCGAGGAGCGCGAGUCGGAGCUGAAGAAGGAGUACAGCAAGCUGCACGAACGGUACACGGAGCUGUUCAAAACGCACGUCGACUACAUGGAGCGCACGAAGCUGAUGAUGGGCAACUCGACCCACUCGCAGGCCGGAUCCGCGUCCGAGCGGCUGGACGUGUCACGGUCCCGUCUAAUGCCCAUGAUGCGGUCUACCGGGCCCGUCUCGUACGGGUUCGCCUCGCUGGAAAACUCCACCAUGCUCGACACGGAAACGCUGUGCAGCGAGGAGGACAGCGGGCCCGAUUCGGGGCCGCCCUCGCUGCAGAACGAAAUCGAAACGAAAGCCACCGAACGGGUGGAGGAAGUGGACUCGGCUACGGCCGCGCCGGCCGACGCAAUGGCGACGAGCUCAACGGCCAAGGUGCUGCAAAGCCCCACCAGUGGCGGUGUUUCGGGCAAAACGACCACCAAAAAGGAGCAACGGUCCGCAAACACGCUUUACCAGGAGCUGUCCUUCCAGGACGAUAAUUUGGAAAGCGAAGAAAACGAAAUCACCGGUGCCUGGGUACAUCCCGGAGAUUAUGCAUCAUCAGCUAACGAUAACUUUUUCGGCAUGGGCAAAGAGGUUGAAAAUUUGAUAAUGGAAAAUAACGAACUGCUAGCCACUAAGAACGCUCUGAACAUCGUGAAGGACGAUCUCAUAGUGAAAGUGGACGAGCUGACCGGUGAGAUUGAGAUUCUGCGCGAAGAGCUGAAUGCGGUGAUAUUGGCCCGCAACAAACUGAAAGCCAAGGUUACCGAGCUGGAGGAGGAGCUGAAGAAAACGAAAGCGCAAGUGAAGCAAGCGUCCUCCUCGGCGACCGACCAGGAAGAGGAGGGCGACGUUCCGAUGGCGCAGCGGAAGCGCUUCACCCGCGUCGAAAUGGCGCGCGUACUGAUGGAGCGCAACCAGUACAAGGAGCGGUUCAUGGAGCUGCAGGACGCAGUGCGCUGGACGGAGAUGAUGCGUGCCUCCCGGGUGGAAACCCUGGACAAGAAAUCAAAGCAAGGCAUUUGGAAGUUUUUUAGUAAUCUCUUUAGCUCCAACGAUAGGCCAACGAACGAGUCCCCCGGGCGCCUUCACCAGCGCUAUGGCGGUGUGAGUGCGCAGUCUCAGGCGCACGGUACCGCCUCGCUGCUGCCUGCCAUGCCCGAGGGACGAAUGCUCAUUGGCGCAGGCAACGGUGGCAUUGGUGGUGGUGGUGGCGGUGGCGGCGGCAGCGGUAUCGGUCUCGGUGCCCUUGCCACAGGCUCCUCGGCCGCGCUCCUACGCAGUGGCCACGCAAGCAACAUACUGGUGCUAUCGAAGGAACCCGAGCUGACGCAAUCGGAGCGGGCAAUGCAACGGCGCCGCGACCAGUACCGGCAGGUAAGGGCGCACGUACAAAAAGAGGAUGGCCGAUUGCAAGCGUACGGCUGGAGUUUACCUAGUCUGAAACCAUCGAACGCAGCGGGAGCGAACGGUGGCGUUGGUAGCGCUGGAGGCGGUGGUGUGGGGCGCCCUACCGGCAGCGGAGUGCCGGUACCGGUGCCCGUGUACUGUCGCCCGCUGGCCGAAGCUAGUCCGCACAUGAAGGUGUGGUGUGCCAGCGGCGUCAAUCUGCAGGGCGGCUACACAAAGGACGGAGGCUGCAUUGUCGGGGCGGCAAGCAUAUUUUACGCAAAAGACACGACCGGCGGUGGGGCACAGAUCACCGAGCUUACGGGCGACGAAGCGACGGUCGAGCCGAAGGAUUUGGGCGAACUGUUGGAAAGAAAGCUGCUGGCACUUGGCGGUCCGGCUUCGCUCGACGCAGACAGCGAGCUUAGCUCGUACGUGUGGAUCUGCACCAGCACCCAUUCGGCCAGCACGGUAACGGUGAUCGAUGCGAAAAAUCCAUCCGAAGUGUUGGAUUCGUUCCCGGUGUGCCAGAAUCAUUUGCUGUGCAUCUGCACCGUUCGCGGAGCGCUCGAGAUGGAUUACGCAAUGCUGGAAAACAGCGAAGUUACCAAAUCGGGUAAAAUGCUUGAAAAGCCAGGCGAAUCUCCUGACGAUAUAGGAAAAGUAUCGUACGAAAAGGUUGUACGCAGCGCUGCCGAUUCCACGCCAACUUCGGCAGACGAGCAUAAAGCUACGGAAGAAGCACAGGAAGCGGUGCCACCAUCCGAUACAAUCCCAGAACAAGCUACCGAAGCUAACAGCGAUCGUGAUCUUAAUCACAACAGUAAGGCGACCCAUGAAGUCCUAGACAGCGUAGACACGAAAGACAUUGCGAUUGCGGUCGAUGGGAACGAUAAUACGAUCGGCGAGACCACCUCCUCACCCAACAAACCGCAGCCAGAGACAGCAAUCGAAGAGUCGAUCUCCUCGAUCGGUCCGACCAUGUGGCUGGGCGCUCAGAACGGCAUGCUGUACGUGCACAGUUCCGUGGCAAGAUGGAACGUGUGUCUGCACAAAAUCAAGCUGCCCGACUCGGUGUUAUCGAUAGUGCACGUCGAGUCGCGUGUCAUCGUUGCGCUGGCGAACGGAACGUUGGCAGUGUUUCGGCGGCAGGUUAGCGGCGAGUGGGAUCUUAACAGCUACCAUCUACUGACGCUUGGCUCGCCGAAGUACUCUGUGCGUUGUCUAACGAUCGUCGGCGACAAGGUUUGGGCGGCUCACCGCAACAAGAUACACGUGAUCGAUCCCAUCACGCUGUGCAUUCUGAAAUCGUUCGAAGCUCAUCCACGCAAGGAAAGCCAAAUCCGCCAGAUGGCUACUACGGGGCUGGGUGUGUGGGUAUCUAUAAGAUUGGAUUCGACUCUAAGGCUCUUCUCCGCGGAAACGUACGAUCAUCUGGAAGACAUCGACAUCGAUCCUUACGUGUCGAAGAUGUUGGGCACCGGAAAGCUCGGCUUUUCGUUUGUGCGCAUUACCGCUCUGCUGGUAUCGUGCAAUAGGCUGUGGAUAGGAACCGGCAAUGGUGUGGUGAUUUCAGUUCCACUGACUGACGCUAGCGGUGCUUCCAAUACACCAUACUCACCGCGCUUCGCAAAUGCUCAACUUUCGUUCCACGGGCACCGCGAUGCAGUGAAGUUCUUUGUGUCCGUGCCGAUGAACCCGCCCAAUCAGGGGCUACCAACCACUUCGAAGGAUAUGCUGGUAAUAUCCGGCGGAGAGGGAUACAUCGAUUUUCGGUUAGGUGACGGUGAUAUGGAGGCGAGUGUCGAGCUAGAACCUAACCAAACCAUAGAGAAUCGCAAUGAGAAGAGCUACAUUAUCGUGUGGAAAGUCAGCAAUCGUUAAGAUACGGUGUAUUGGACUGGUGCAUCCUCCAAUAAACUCACCCAUUAUAAUCAUGCUUUACUUUAGGCAUUCUCCACACUAAUAUCUUUAAAGAAAAUAAGAAAAAAAGGAACAAAUUUACUUACUUCCUGUAAACGUUAUCUGAAACCCACUGCAUCAAAGCAAGCCAGCGAGCGAGCGAGCAAGCAAGCAAGCAAACAAGCAAGCAAACGACGUACACAUACAAAUACCAUCUUACCAAUGCGCAGUGUAAGAGUGUAGAAGAAAUGAUGAAACCUAGUGUUCCAGUGUUCCACAGUUGUGUCUGCCGUUGUUCAUUUCAAACACGUUGUGUAGUGUUGGUUCAUUUGCAUAACAUAUUACUGUACUAGAGAGCUAAACAACAAACGAUUAGGAGAAGAAGAACAAACGUUUAUCACAAACCUACGAACUAUCCCAGUCCUACACACGUCUAUAAAACUUUGCUGGUGGUUGAAUAGAUUUUUUGGCUAGUUUUCAAAGAUUUGUAACGCAUGUUUGGCAUCAUUAAUGUAUUAGAAAAAUCGAAGGUAUGUUAGCUUGAGUGAACAGAAACUGAGACACGACCGGAUAGUCAAAAAUAACUCUGCCCCUUUCCCUCCCUUUAACACGCCAAAGAAUAAGUUUAGUAGAGCGUUUUCGUGAUUCCUUUCGAAAUGCUACAAAGUGGAGACAUUUGCAAGUUGUACCUUCCCACAUAUACACCAUAUAAUUGCGGCGAGCUACAGCGUGCGAUGGUUAUUUUGUAUUAUGCGUAACAAUACCAUUAAUAUUUAUCACAUGUGAGUAGAAUGGCGAUUUACUAGGGGAGAUUGUGGGAACCAGCCCAGGAAAUUGCUUAAACAAACACACACAACACUUACUACACACAAAGCUCACAAACCGCUAAACAUGCUAAACUAGCGAAAUUUGAAUACUGUUAGCAAUUCUCGGUUUUCCAUUGGACUGGAAAGUGAGCCUGUUUUUUUAAAUUGUGUAUAUAUUAGACAGUUACACUAUUGAGUUGUAUUUAGUUAGUUUGGCUAGUGUCCGAGUAAGUCGGUUCCACCUGUGUAUGUUUAGCCAUUUUAAAGGUGUUAUAGUUUUAAGAUUGUUUUAUUGUUUUAUUUAGUUUUUCGCAAAUCAUUCGAACAAUUGAUGAAUGGUUUUAAAUCUUUUCAGUCAAAUGUGUGUACCGUAGGGAAGGCGAUUUUAUACGCGCAUACAAGAGAAAUAGAACAUUUUAACACGCUUAUACUGAUACCGAAAAGCGGUCGAAACAGUUUCACGAAAGGAAGGGCUUAUGUUUACAGUGCAAAAAUGUGUCAGUUCUGCAGUAGACAGUGUUUUAGGACGAAAAUACACACUAAUAAUUAUUUAAAUUCCUAUUCAAUUUUAUCCUAGCCGUUUGCGAAUUGCUACAGGCUGCAGCCUUUUACCAGCUUUGCUGUUACGUAGCUGCAUUCUUCUAGCUUUGUUUUAAUAUGUUCGAAUAUUGCAUAGUUUGUUAGCGUACAACAACAACAACAACAACAACCAUACCACUCCCGAAAGCGAAAGCGUGCGAUAAAAUUCGUGAUGUAAAAAACUACCCAUUUGAGAAAAAAAGGCAAAUAUAAGUAACCAAUGCAUUAAUAA
Molecule: messenger RNA, 5976 nt
Organism: Anopheles arabiensis
Lineage: Eukaryota; Metazoa; Arthropoda; Insecta; Diptera; Culicidae
Gene: syd
Product: JNK-interacting protein 3
Exons: 10
Coding region: 613-4341 (1242 amino acids)
Biological process (GO): vesicle-mediated transport
Cellular component (GO): cytoplasm
Molecular function (GO): MAP kinase scaffold activity; signaling receptor complex adaptor activity; kinesin binding
Source: RefSeq, a predicted model, not a curated record